UAGUGUUUGUUAGAAGUACUAAACACUUUAUACAUACUGCUUUGCCAUUUUUAUCAUGGCGAUUUCUUUUUGACAUUUGACUACCACAAGGCGCACGUGUUUUUCGGGCUAGGAGCUCUGUGCUAAAUUAAAGUAAAAUCAAAAUGAAUCCAGAGAAACUUAAGAAGUUGCAAGCACAGGUGCGCAUUGGCGGCAAGGGAACCCCACGCCGCAAGAAGAAGAUUGUGCACUCGACCCCGGCUACCGAUGACAAGAAGUUGCAAUCAUCGCUGAAAAAACUAUCGGUCAACACCAUUCCCGGCAUCGAGGAAGUGAACAUCAUCAAGAACGACGGCACCGUCAUUCACUUCAACAACCCAAAGGCGCAGGCAUCGCUGCCCACGAACACGUUCGCCAUCACCGGUCAUGGUGAGAACAAGACGAUCUCGGAGAUGCUUCCGGGCAUUCUGACGCAAUUGGGUCCCCAGGAUAUCAAUCAGCUGAAGAAGAUUGCUUCCGAGUUUGCCAAUAAGAACAGCGCUGCUGGUGGCGCUGCCGCUGCUGCCGCCGGCGCUGCUGCUGCGGAUGCUGGUGAUGAUGAUGUCCCCGAUCUGGUUGAGAACUUUGAGGAAGUUGCAAUUGCUGGUGCAGCUGCUGGAGCCAAGAAAGCUGGUGAAGUUGCGGCGUCUGCCUAAACAACAACAACUACACUAGUUCAUCAACAUAUAUACACACACACACACACAUACA
This is a messenger RNA of Drosophila albomicans, 729 nucleotides long. RefSeq names its product transcription factor BTF3 homolog 4 (gene bic). The coding region runs from base 144 to 674 and encodes 176 amino acids. The record is from RefSeq and is a predicted model, not a curated record. The transcript is spliced from 2 exons. Lineage: Eukaryota; Metazoa; Arthropoda; Insecta; Diptera; Drosophilidae. Gene Ontology annotation, cellular component: nascent polypeptide-associated complex; cytosol.